UAUCUUUUUUUCUCCCCAUUAUUAUCUUUUGCAAGUCCCCAUUAGCUUCCAUUUGGAGGUGUAACUAAUUUCUGAUAGAUUAAUACAACAACCUUCGAAUCAAGUGAUAUUAACGUUUUACAUGAAUUGACAAAUAGCUCACGGCCAUGGAAGCUCCACGAUAUCACAUACAUAACUCCGAAACCGCCAUUUCCAUAUCCUCCAAAUUAACCCAAUUUUCUCUCAGACACCAAAAUCCACCGUAGCUAAAAAAAAUGGAUCACUACAAAAUAUUAGGGUUAACACGAAGCGCGAACAAAGAAGAAAUUAAACAAGCGUUUCGUAAAUUAGCAAUGGAAUUUCACCCUGAUAAACACGCACAUUCUUCGAAUCAAUUAAAGGAAAACGCUACACUCAAAUUCAAACAAGUUUCUGAAGCUUACGAGACUCUGAUCGAUGAUCGCAAACGCGCUGAUUAUAACAUCCGUUAUAAUAAUAGUUACCGCAAUUCUGGGAGUAAUUACCGCGGUAAUAGUGAUUAUUAUUAUUACCGUAAUAAUAAUAAUUAUCAGAACAGUUAUAAUAGGAAUAAUUAUAGUUAUGGAGGUUCAGCUAGCAUUGUUACCAAAUUUGAGAUGGUUUUACGGUACAUGACAACAAGGGCGUUUCUCCUUAAUGCUGCUCUUGCUGGUGUAUUGCUAGGUGCAACAUAUGUAGUUGAUGCAGGUGGGGAGGCACUAUGGAAGAUGCAAAAUUCUGGGAAAUCGUUUGAAGAAGCAGUGGAAUCUGUAGAAAAAGCUAAAGCAUUUGAUGACAAAAGAUGAAGGGGUUCUGCUGUAUAGUUGUUUGCUUUUGCCGAUGUGUUCGAAAUUGCUCCUGGACACCCUGCGUCAUACCUUCUGAGACGGAAUAUAAGCUAUUGCAAUUUGCAAAUGGCUGAGCUGAGAUCUUCAGUUGCAAUCAGAAUUGCUCAAACUUGUGACAAAAACAGAAGGGACAGAUAGAAGGAAUUUGCUAAGGGAGUAGAGCAUCGAUGCAUCCUUGUAUAAAAGAAACAAAUUGUAUUGAGUUGCAUUGCUAUUCUUGUAUCGUGUAAUACUAUAAUAAUGGUAACUAAAUAAAACGUGUGCAUAGAUGUAGUCAAAUAGUAUAAUA
Molecule: messenger RNA, 1134 nt
Organism: Lycium barbarum (goji berry)
Lineage: Eukaryota; Viridiplantae; Streptophyta; Magnoliopsida; Solanales; Solanaceae
Product: chaperone protein dnaJ 72-like
Exons: 3
Coding region: 255-803 (182 amino acids)
Source: RefSeq, a predicted model, not a curated record